CUUAUAUAAGUUCCUCUCUCUAUCUCUCCACACUUAAAAUUUAUUUUUUCUUGACUUAUAUUAUAUAUAUUUGUUUUUUCUCGACUUAUUUUAUAUUUCUAUGCCAGACGACAUGAGUAUUUCUGUAAAUGGACAAUCUCAAGUCCCACCUGGAUUUAGAUUCCAUCCAACAGAAGAGGAGCUAUUGCAAUAUUACUUGAAGAAGAAAGUUGCAAAUGAGAAGAUUGAUUUGGAUGUAAUCCAAGAAGUUGAUCUCAAUAAGCUUGAGCCUUGGGAUAUUCAAGAGAAAUGUAAAAUUGGAUCAACUCCACAAAAUGAUUGGUAUUUUUUUAGUCACAAAGACAAAAAGUAUCCCACGGGUACAAGGACAAAUAGGGCAACGGCUGCUGGAUUUUGGAAAGCUACGGGGCGUGACAAAGUCAUAUAUUCUAAUUCUCUAAGGAUUGGUAUGAGGAAGACAUUGGUUUUCUACAAAGGUAGAGCACCUCAUGGACAAAAAUCUGAUUGGAUCAUGCAUGAGUAUAGAUUGGAUGAUCACAUCAAUGAUAUUCACUCUGUUUGUAAUAUUGCGAUGGGAGAGUCGACACAAGAAGAAGGUUGGGUUAUUUGUCGCAUAUUCAUAAAGAAAAAUCACUUCAAAUCUCUAGAAAUAAUUAAUCCUACAUCAAAUCAGUCAAUUUCAAAUACCAGAAUAAGUGAAAGACUUUAUCCUAAUGAUGAAGGGGUCUUAGAACAACUAUUCCAUUACAUGAGAUCAAGCACAUGCAAAGAAGAAAAUCAUGUCAUGGAUAAUUAUGACACAAAUUUCCAUGACAAAUUCAUGCAACUUCCAAGCCUAGAUAGUCCAAAUUCCUCUAGUGGAGAUCACCCAAAGUCUAUAAAUUGUGAAGGGGGAUUGAAUAACUGGAUUGCUGUUGAUCGACUUGUAGCUUCACAUCUUAAUGGUCAAACAAUUAUUAGUGAUUAUAAUCAUGAUUAUGAGCACCAAUACAAUACUAAUAUUGUGGGAAUUGGCAGUACUAAUCAUGAUUAUCAAGAAGAUCAAUGUGAUCUUUGGAGUUUUGCAAGAGUAUCAUCAACUAAUGACUCGUUAUGCCACGUGUCUAAUGGAAUGAUUUGAG
Solanum dulcamara is the source of this 1121-nucleotide messenger RNA. RefSeq names its product NAC domain-containing protein 43. The transcript is spliced from 3 exons. Gene Ontology annotation, biological process: regulation of DNA-templated transcription. The record is from RefSeq and is a predicted model, not a curated record. Bases 101 to 1120 code for a protein of 339 amino acids. Gene Ontology annotation, molecular function: DNA binding. NCBI's taxonomy places the organism in Eukaryota, Viridiplantae, Streptophyta, Magnoliopsida, Solanales, Solanaceae.